AGUCUCGUGAAUCGUCCUCGUCGCGGAGCUCACUCACUCGAAGAUGUUAACGGCAGAUAUACCACCGAAUCAAUCAAUCUACAUCCAAAACCUCAACGAAAAGAUCAAGAAAGAGGAAUUGAAGAGAUCUCUUUACUGUUUGUUCUCUCAGUUUGGGAGGAUACUUGAUGUGGUUGCUUUGAAGACUCCGAAACUCCGGGGACAAGCUUGGGUUACGUUUAGUGAAGUCACAGCUGCUAGCAAUGCCGUUCGUCAGAUGCAAAAUUUCCCCUUCUAUGAUAAGCCAAUGCGCUUACAAUAUGCAAAAGCAAAGUCAGAUUGUUUAGCUAAAGCUGAGGGAACUUUCGUUCCAAAAGAUAAGAAGAGGAAGCAAGAAGAAAAAGUUGAAAGAAAGCGUGAAGAAUCCCAACGACCAAACACGGCUAAUGGCCCAAGUGCUAAUGGUCCAAGUGCCAAUAACGGAGUCCCUGCGCCAUCCUUCCCACCGAGCGGGCAAGAAGCGAUGCCACCAAACAACAUACUCUUCAUUCAGAAUCUCCCACACGAGACAACAAGCAUGAUGCUCCAGCUUCUCUUCGAACAAUACCCUGGAUUCAAAGAAAUAAGAAUGAUCGACGCAAAACCAGGAAUCGCGUUUGUGGAAUAUGAAGACGAUGUUCAAGCUUCCAUAGCUAUGCAACCUCUUCAAGUUGUUUCCUUUAUUAAAACCAUCAUGUCUUCGACUUCUUUCACCGACCUCCUUGAAUCUUCCGGCGUUGACUGUUACGAAGAUGAUGAAGACUUGAGAGUUUCCGGGUCGAUUUUUGGUGGGUAUUAUCAAGAGAGAACCGGGUCGGGUUUACCUAAGUUCAAGACGGCUCAACCACCUCCUAUUCCGAUUUCACCAUCUUCACAUAACUUCACUUUCUCCGAUUUCCUUGAUUCUCCUCUGCUUCUUAGCUCCUCACACAGUUUGAUAUCUCCAACAACAGGAACGUUUCCAUUGCAAGGCUUUAAUGGAACAACAAACAAUCACUCGGAUCAUUUUCCUUGGCAGCUUCAAUCGCAACCCUCAAACGCUUCUUCUGCUUUGCAAGAAACAUAUGGUGUUCAAGAUCACCAGAAGAAGCAAGAGAUGAUUCCUCAUGAGAUUGCAACACAAAACAACAAUCAAAGUUUUGGAACAGAUCGUCAGAUAAAGAUACCAGCAUACAUGGUGAGUAGGAACUCUAAUGAUGGUUAUGGUUGGAGAAAAUACGGUCAGAAACAAGUGAAGAAGAGCGAAAACCCUAGGAGUUACUUCAAGUGUACGUAUCCUGAUUGUGUUUCCAAGAAGAUUGUUGAGACGGCUUCUGAUGGACAGAUCACUGAGAUCAUUUAUAAAGGUGGUCAUAAUCAUCCUAAGCCUGAGUUCACCAAGAGACCAUCACAAUCUUCAUUACCAUCAUCGGUUAAUGGGAGGCGCUUGUUUAAUCCUGCUUCUGUUGUUAGUGAACCACAUGAUCAAUCAGAGAACUCUUCGAUUUCGUUUGACUAUAGUGAUCUUGAGCAGAAAAGCUUUAAAUCAGAAUAUGGUGAGAUUGAUGAAGAGGAGGAACAACCUGAGAUUAAGAGAAUGAAAAGAGAAGGUGAAGAUGAAGGAAUGUCUAUAGAAGUAAGCAGAGGAGUGAAAGAGCCAAGAGUUGUGGUUCAGACAAUAAGUGAUAUUGAUGUUCUUAUAGAUGGCUUUAGAUGGAGGAAAUAUGGUCAAAAAGUUGUCAAGGGAAAUACUAAUCCAAGGAGCUACUACAAGUGCACAUACCAAGGUUGUGGAGUGAGGAAGCAAGUGGAAAGAUCUGCAGCAGACGAGAGAGCUGUUCUCACUACCUAUGAAGGAAGACACAAUCACGAUAUCCCAACCGCGCUACGUCGCUCAUGAAAAAUCAACAUUCUUGGGACUU
Messenger RNA from Arabidopsis arenosa, 1919 nucleotides. Lineage: Eukaryota; Viridiplantae; Streptophyta; Magnoliopsida; Brassicales; Brassicaceae. The record is from the annotation of a GenBank genome assembly.